AUGGUCAUUCAGCGCAGCUGGAAGAUUCUGAGCGAUACAGCGAGCAUAGCGCACCACAAUACCAUCAGUGAUGUCCAGCAACGUUCGCCUGCUGCGCUUCAGGUCAAUUCCUCUUCGGAUGAUUCGGAUUGCUCCAAUCAGACCACACAUUCCAUGGACACACGCCUUGCAAGUCCCCUGAAGCAGUCGAAACAGCCAGAGGCAGCGCCCACAUUGGAGAUAAUAUCAACGCUGGCGCCGAAUGAAAUGGAGCCCGCACGGAAAUAUAUAACCACCUCUGAGAUGGCGGAAACAAUGCUGCAGAGGAUACGGCAUCGAUACAAUGGUGUAUACAACAUGGAAAGUGGCGGCAAUGCAGAGUCAGCUAUGCGAGCAUUGGAACUGUUGCGGAUCAGCGUGCAGCAGGCGUUCGAUGCGGAAGUCAAUGAUAUUAUCAAGCGCUAUAUGAACAACUAUUUCAAGCCCGCUUUUGGCAACAUUAAGGAGAAUCUGAGACAGUAUGCAGUGAAUGAGGAGACGCUGCAGAAAAUGUCCUCCUGUGCGCUGCUGGAGAAUGCCAAGGGGCAGUAUACAAAUUUUCUAAUACGACAACAGCGACCAGGUGGUGCACUAACAACAGUUACCUCCGAGCAGCAGCGUCUGGCGCUCAAGCGUCCAGGAAAGCCCCUUGAGUACAACAACAACAAAAUGUAUACCAACAAUUUGGGUUUUCCUGUCGCAGCUGGUAAGCCCAUGCCCUGCACCUCGAAUCCUUUGGCUGCACAACAACAUCAACAACAACUGCAGCACCAACAUCUGCAGCAACAGCUGCAGCAGCAACUGCAGCAACAGUUGCAGCAACAACAGCUGCUGCAGCUGCAACAGCAACAGCAACAUUUGCUAAUGAGUGGACCGCUGCCUACUCCGGUGCGUCGUCAGAUCUUCUGGAACACUGCACAAAUCUCGACUUCAACUAAAUUUGUGCUGGAUGUGCAGGCGAAUCUGGCAUUUGGCUUCAAUAUUGAUGGCAAGGAACUGGGCGGCGCUCGACUCGCCAGCAAGCAUCCCGAGAUAAUACGUUAUCUGCCGGAUGCGGAGGAUCGUGAGUGGCUAAUGGUGCGUGGCAUUAUUCCGCCCGAGAAUCGUAGUUCGCGUUUCUUAUUUCUCAUUUACGACGAGGUCUGUCGGCUGCAGCAGACCCAUGAGCUGUACCGGAAUCAAGCCAGCAUUGAUCUUAGCAUGAUGCUCACUUUCAAUGUGACCGAGACGAUGAUCCACAAGAUGAAGCUGUUUUUUGUGGAUUUGAAUAUUAAGAGUCGUGGGCUGAUUACCAACUCCUAUGUUCUGGCCGAUAAUCCGGAGCAGCCGCCGCAGCAACAGCAGCAAGAACACCAACUACAAGAGCAACAAGAGCAAGAGCAGCCACAACAGCAGCAGCAAACACAACAGCAACAACAACAACAGUCACUGCAACAGCAGCAACAACAACCGCAGUUGCAGCAACAGAUGACUAACAACAAUAGCCAUUUACGCAAUGCUCUGCUACAAGGCGUGCCCACAAUGCCACAACUGACGCCGAUGCCAAUGACGAUGCUAAUGCCAACCGUUGAGGAUGCAACGCCCAAAGAUCAGACUAAUCAGUCGAUUACAGCAGCUCCCUGUUUGCAGGGCACCGUUGUGGGCAGCAGCACCGCCAAUCCCCUGAAGGCCAAAGUGAUGAACAGCAGCAGCAGCAGUUCGACGCUUAGCUCAUCGCAUGCUACGCUGACGGCUUUGCUUAACCAAUGUGGAAGUUCAACGGGUUUGGCACUAACCAGCAAAUUUCGAAACUAAGCCAAGUUGCAACUAAAGUACACACUAUAUAUUAUAUCAAUACUAUCAAGUAAUAAUAAUAAUAAUAGUUUAUUUGCGCAACUAUUUUCGUCACGCUAUCACGCCGCAAUAAUAGAAACCAACGAGCAAUCAUUUGGGAUUAACUCAACUUCAGCUGUAGAUAAUAAAUGUACAGAAUGAAUUUCCAUUUUAUGUUUCCAAUCAAAUUGAAACUAUAUUUAAUUUACUUUAUCGAUUAAAGCUUAAGGUUUGUGUUCACUUUACUGAAAUCGAAUUGGUUUAAUAUAU
Messenger RNA from Drosophila grimshawi, 2100 nucleotides. RefSeq names its product ras-interacting protein RIP3. Lineage: Eukaryota; Metazoa; Arthropoda; Insecta; Diptera; Drosophilidae. The record is from RefSeq and is a predicted model, not a curated record. Gene Ontology annotation, cellular component: nucleus. Gene Ontology annotation, molecular function: DNA binding; nucleosome binding. The coding region runs from base 1 to 1812 and encodes 603 amino acids. The transcript is spliced from 3 exons.